GUCAGUAAACGUGCGAGUUACCAAACCGAAGUUUUUGUGUGGUAUCGCGCCGGGCUCCAGAUUUUGUAAGUGCUUUCAGGAGCUUCUAAGGUGAGGUAUUGUCUUCGGACCGUGCAUCUUCUUUUUGAUAUGUUGCAUGAAAUUCAUUGAACUUUGCAUGUAGUUUUUUGCAUUCAAUGUUGAGAAUUGUAUGUGAAGGUUUGGUAAUCUAUGGGAGUCAGAAAGAAACACGGAUUUUGAGUGGAUUUGGACUCGAAACUUAUCCUUAGGGUUGAGCGUCAUUUCACGGGACAUAUUCUGAACAUGGGACCUAAUGUGACCUUACAUAUGCAUACAGCUGCAUCCAAGCACAACCUCGAGUCCAAACCUGUGAAGUGAUAGAAACUGCUUUAUAAUCCAUGUGUUCACAGGUUACCAGCAUGGCUCAUUCGUGUAUCCACUGGUUCCGUAAGGGACUCAGGCUUCAUGACAACCCAGCACUGAUCGCAGCCUUGAAGGACUGUAAGGAGCUGUACCCUGUGUUCAUCGUGGACCCUCACCUCUACAACAAGACCAGCGUGGGCAUAAACCGCUGGAGGUUCCUCAUGGGAUCCCUCAAAGAUCUGGACUGCAGCCUCAGGAAGCUCAACUCCAGGUAGAGAAAGUGAAAAGAAAAAAACAAAAUCAGAAUGUUGAAAAGAGUAAAAUCAUAAUGGCUCUCAGGAAAUUGUAUGACUUAGGAAGGGUGAAUAAUAGUCAUCAUACUCAUUUUCCUCAUGUCUUUAACAGGCUUUUUGUUGUGGGGGGGAAGCCAGAGGAUGUGUUUCCUGAGCUGUUUGACAAGUGGAAGAUAACUAAGUUGACCUAUGAGUAUGAUACAGAGCCCUACAGUCUGAGCCGCGAUGAAACAGUGACCGCACUGGCCAAAAAGCUCAACGUGGAUGUCAUCUGCAAAAUCUCACACACUCUUUACAACAUAGAAAGGUAUCACUCUAUAUGUCCACUUUAUUUGCUAACAGUUUCACUUAAGUUCUGUUGUCACUCUUGAAACACGUGAUUUGGGUGUUUUGUUGUUUGCAAUGUCUUCACAGGGUGAUACAGGAAAACAAUGGAAAGACCCCCCUGACUUAUGUUCGCAUGCAGGCAAUAUUAAAGAGUAUUGGUCCACCCAAAAGACCAAUUCCUGCCCCAUCUAUGGAAGACAUGAAAGGUACUAAUUUGGUACUAAAUGAUGCAGAAAAAUAGCCACUAAAGCUGCAAAGGCUCCAAAUCAAACUUAUUUAAACGUAGACUUUCUCUAAAGCUUUUGAUAAAAUAAUCAAACAAGAUAUAUCACUUCUCUUACAGAUGCGAAGACCCCUCAUUCAAAACAGGAUGAGAAGCAGUACAGACUUCCUACACUAGAGGAGCUGGGUCAUGACACCUCUGACCUCUUUGAAGAGAAAUUCCCUGGAGGAGAACAGGAGGCUCUGAGGAGAUUAGAUGAACACAUGCAAAGAACGGUAUUUAUCUCAAACAAGAUACAGUAGGAACAGUUAGAAACAAGAUACUGAAGUUUCCUCUUGAUAUUUUCUCAAACUGAUCUGACAGAGGUGAUUGUUUUUAGCCCAAUGUCCAAACCUGCAAAGAUACACGCAUGUACAAUAUAUGUUCCAUCUCACUGAUGUGAUUUAUCUUUUUGUUGGUGUUCUUUUUUAUUUUGUCUUCAGGGAUGGGUGUGCGCCUUUGAGAAGCCACAGACAUCUCCAAACUCUCUGAGCCCCAGCACCACUGUCUUGAGUCCCUAUGUGACGUUUGGCUGCCUGUCUGCUCGUACCUUUUGGUGGAGGCUGACAGAAGUUUAUCAGGGGGUGAGUAACACUAUCUCGAAACAAUCUCUGUUGGUGCUGUACUAAAUUAUACAAGUCAGAUGCUUUUUAACAACAGGAUAUGUGUUAUAAUGUGCAUUGUCAUUGUGUGGCCUUAGCUAAAACUUUGUUAUGGUGUGACUUUGUCUGAGUGUUCCUGAAUUGCUCUUGCAGAAAAAGCACUCGGACCCUCCAGUGUCUCUGCACGGUCAGCUCCUCUGGAGGGAGUUCUUCUACACAGCAAGUUUGGGAAUCCCUAACUUCAACAAGAUGGAGGGCAACUCUAUAUGUACCCAGGUGGAUUGGGACACAAAUCCAGAAUAUCUUGCUGCGUGGAGAGAGGUAUUGUGGCAUUAAAACGGUUUUAGAUAUUGACAAACAAAAUUAGAAAAAAAUGUGCUUUUGAAGGAAGAGUUUCAAAGGUCUCAUCUGAGUUUCUCCGUCAUUAAUUUUUCCUCCUGUGUUCUUCCUGAAGGCCAGGACUGGUUUCCCCUUCAUUGAUGCCAUCAUGACUCAGCUGAGGCAGGAGGGCUGGAUUCACCACCUGGCCAGACAUGCUGUCGCCUGUUUUCUCACCAGGGGUGACCUGUACAUCAACUGGGAAGAGGGGCAGAAGGUUAGCAAAAAAGCAUCAUGUUGGCUUCUCAUUAGAAUAAAAAUAGGUAUUAAUCUCACCCGGGCCCAGGGUACAUGAUUGUAUGUGCAGAGAAGCAAAAGCUUUGUUGACAUUUUGGUUGAAUAAGUGAAAGCAUUUUCUGUUUAAACAGCACUAGACAGGGUUUUGAUAACUUAAAAACAAGGAGUUGUCCACUGAGUCUGAUGAUUUAUUAUAAACAUUUGCUUUUAAAGGUGUUUGAGGAGCUUUUGCUGGACGGCGACUGGGCUCUGAAUGCUGGAAACUGGCAGUGGCUCUCAGCAAGCACCUUCUUCCACCAGUUCUUCAGAGUCUACUCCCCUGUCGCAUUUGGGAAGAAGACAGACAAAAACGGAGAUUAUAUCAAGUGAGAUCUUACUGCUGAAAAGCUCAAAUUAUCAGGACUGUGUGUGCUCAUUGUAUAUGUCCACAAUACGUCUUCUCUACCUUUGCAGAAAGUACCUUCCUCUUCUUAAGAAGUUUCCAGCCGCAUACAUCUAUGAGCCGUGGAAAGCUCCACGCAGUGUCCAGGAGGCAGCAGGAUGCAUCGUGGGUAAAGACUAUCCCCGUCCUAUUGUGGAGCAUGAAGUGAUCAGCAAGAAAAACAUCCAGAGGAUGAAAGCCGCUUAUGCAAAGAGAUCUGCAAAGGCUCCUGAAUCACCCAGUAAAAAGCAAGGUAUACAAAAAGAAAAGAAGUGCAGUAUUUCCUCUGAUGUUAGACGUGUGCAAAAAAUUCCUUCACCACAUUAUUUUCUAUGUUUUCUUUUAGGAGUGAAACGCAAGCAGCCAUCUGUUUCCGACAUGCUGAAGAAGAAGGAUAAGAAGAAGAAGUAAUGUCUGCACAAAGUAAUGUGAAUCUUUAAUAGGAAAAUACGGGUUGUUCUUUAAUAAUAUUGUAUUUUUAUGAGGAGCCAAAGUGAUAUUUACUGUACAGGAAGGCAGUGAACUACAGUUUAUUUUUUUAUGCAAUGUUCAUUCAAGUUCUCUAUACUGUUUUUCAACUACUUUUAUUGUUAUAUUUGGUAUUGUAUCCAUUUUUCAUGUCUGACAGUGUGUGUCUGAGUGCACAAGGUUGAGUCGAGAGUACACUUGUAGAUAACUCUUGUGCAGAAUUGUUAAAGAGUCAAAUAGAUGAAAACAUUUUAAAAGGUUAAAUAAAAGUCUAGUAGUUUUACUUUGUUUGAAUGUCGAGGUUUCAAUUGAGAUUGAGUGUGUGUGUGUGUGUGUGUGCGUGCUUUGCAUUUAAACAUUUGUUGUUUUUGUUAAGCGCCAAAAAUCUUCUGUCUCUAUUUUUACUUUCAAUAUUUGACUUUACAGGUGUUUUUCUUUUCAAUAAUAAUAAAACUUAAUAUUUCCAGAAAUACA
This is a messenger RNA of Xyrichtys novacula (pearly razorfish), 3825 nucleotides long. Lineage: Eukaryota; Metazoa; Chordata; Actinopteri; Labriformes; Labridae. The record is from the annotation of a GenBank genome assembly.